Messenger RNA from Zea mays, 2138 nucleotides. RefSeq names its product protein ALP1-like. The record is from RefSeq and is a predicted model, not a curated record. Bases 81 to 1631 code for a protein of 516 amino acids. Lineage: Eukaryota; Viridiplantae; Streptophyta; Magnoliopsida; Poales; Poaceae. The transcript is spliced from 2 exons.
AAUUAAGACAUACUUAGUACAUAAUAAAAUAUUACAAUAUUUAAUUGUAAUCCAUCUUACAAAAUAGAGAGGUACAAUAAAUGAACCUCACCGGUAUUCGGAAUUGUUCCAUUCAUUUGUGCAUGAACUUCUCUGAACCACACUUACUUUCGAAGACAAACCUUUCAGUCGUACGCUGCAAGGCACGACUAUCUUACGAUGCAAGACAUCAUUGCCUUUCAUACGAAGCCACGGAUGGCUUUCAACGGAAGCCAUCUUCCCUCCCCCCCAACCUUUCCUCUCCCCUAUAUAUAUUCAAUGAACCUCUACCAUAUUCUUCACCCAUAGUACUCAGUGAAUCAAGUUAUCGAAAGUUCGUUAUGUCUCCUAGCCAUACGGAAGAUGAGUUUGCUUCGAGUGAUUCGAGUGAUAGUGAGGAUGAAACUCUUUUGCUUGUCAACCUACUAACCCUAAACAUUGCGGCGCAGCACCUUCACCGCCGACGGUCCGGUCUACCCCGCCGUGUCAUUCACAGAGAUCAUUUCGCUGGAGAAAACCUCAUCCAACAUCACUACUUCGCCGCUAACCCAGUGUAUCCACCGCAUGUGUUUCGUAGAAGGUUCCGCAUGAGUAGGCCUUUGUUUCUCCGCAUUCUGCAAGGUCUUCAACAACACGAUAUUUACUUUACACAACGAGUUGACGCAACUGGUAUGCCCGGACUAGGACCAUUACAAAAAGUAUGUGCGGCCAUGCGGAUACUUGCUUAUGGCUUACCUUCAGAUGCGGUAGACGAGUAUAUUCAAAUUGGGGAAUCAACGGCUAGGGAAUGCCUUCAUCAUUUUUGUCGCGCAAUCAUUGAUUGUUUUAGUGCUUGGUAUUUACGCACUCCAACUCAAGAUGACAUUAAUCGCAUCAUGCAUAAUAGUGAGUCGCGGGGUUUUCCUGGCAUGUUGGGAUCCAUCGAUUGCAUGCACUGGGAGUGGAGGAACUGUCCAACGGCAUGGCGAGGUCAAUUUUGUGGUAGAAAUGGUAGGGCAUCCAUGAUACUUGAAGCUGUUGCAACGUAUGAUCUAUGGAUUUGGCAUGCAUUUUUUGGCAUGCCUGGGACAAACAAUGACGUGAACGUGCUCCACCGUUCCCCCGUCUUUGACCCAAUCACUACUGGUCGAAUGCCCCCUGUCAAUUACACAGUUAAUGGUAAUGCGUACAACUUCGGUUAUUACCUCGCUGAUGGUAUUUACCCAAACUGGCCUACUUUUGUGAAAGCAAUCCGACACCCAUACGAGGAAAAGAAAGUCUACUUCACUCAGAUGCAGGAAAGUUGCCGAAAGGAUAUUGAGCGUGCUUUUGGAGUACUUCAAGCCCGGUGGGCGGUGCUCCGUGGACCAGCUUAUGGUUGGGAUCGUAAUCGUUUGACAGAGAUAAUGACGGCUUGCAUCAUCAUGCAUAACAUGAUCGUUGAAGACGAAGGCCCAUUUGCUGCAAACAUUGAUUUCGGAGACAACUCUUCAAGGAUUGAUUCAUCUCAAAUAAUAGCGGAAGGACGUGCCGAAUGGGUUAUUAACCACUUCGAUCUACGUCGCCAAGAUAGAUCGUGCUCCCUUCAAAAUGAUCUUGUCGAGCACUUAUGGAGUCGCCGUGGAAGUAUGUAAUACUUGAGUGUCGUAGCAGCUGAGUUCGUACUUACUAUCACUACUUGUUAUGUGUUCUCGUCUAAGUUUGUAUUCGAAUAAAUAAGCUACGUUUCGCAAAUUUGCCAAACAGCCUUGUACAUUUUAGUUCACAUACUAAGUUUUAUUGUACCACACACAACGGAACAUAAGAAAUCAUGUUUUCUUGAACAAUUUAUAACAUACCAUUCGAUUGUCAAUAAUAUUGUUCAAACAUUUAUGACAUCCAAGCUCAUUAUUGUCUAAUACAACAGCAAACAACUUAAGAUACAGUGGUUCGACCAAACAAAUACGGUUCCGCAUAUUACAAAUUCGUAAACGAAGUAACCUAAAAUUGUCUCAACAAGUGUGAAUAGCACAGGCGCACAGCGUACACAACCUUUCAUCAUUGCUCAAAAGUAAAUAUGAACUGCUGCAAUUUUUUUUUCUGUUCCUUCAUGACAACCCAAACUUCAGGAUCUACAUCUUCUUCGUUUGUCGACAACAGCA